CUGGAGACGAAACCAGAGGCCAAACUCGGGAUCUGACAAGAUGGCCGGGCUGCCCCGCAGGAUCAUUGAGGAAACCCAGAGUUUCCUGGCAGAACCAGUUCCUGACAUUAAAGCAGAACCAGAUGAGAGCAACGCCUGUUAUUUUCAUGUGGUCAUUGCUGGCCCCCAGGAUUCCCCCUUUGAGCGAGAGACUUUUAAACUUGAACUAUUCCUUCCAGAAGAAUACCCAAUGGCAGCAACUAAAGUAUGUUUCAUGACCAAAAUUUAUCAUCCUAAUGUAGACAAGUUGGGAAUAAUAUGUUUAGAUAUAUUGAAAGAUAAGUGGUCCCCAGCACUGCAGAUCCGCACAGUUCUGCUAUUGAUCCAGGCUUUGUUAAGUGCUCCUAAUCCAGAUGAUCCAUUGGCAAAUGAUGUAGUGGAGCAGUGGAAGACCAACGAAGCCCAAGCCAUAGAAACAGCUAGAGCAUGGACUAGGCUAUAUGCCAUGAAUAAUAUUCAAAUCGAUCCGAUCAUCAAGUGUGCGUCACUUCUCCUGUUCUGCCAAGAUUUCUUCCUUCUUUGUUUGCAUUUAAUGGACACAGUCUUAAUAGAAACAUUACAGAAUAAAAGCCCAGACAUCUUCAGUCCUUUGGUGAUUAAAUGCACAUUAGCAAAUCUAUGUCUUGUCCUGAUUUACUGUUGUAAAGCAUGAUCCGAGGCUAGAAAUAUCAUCUGGAUUGUUGCAAAACGUUUAAAAGCAGUGGCUCUCUGCUUUUAUUCAUUUCCCCCAUCAUGGUUUAAGUAUAAAGCACUAUGAAUGAAGGUAGUUGACAGGGUUAGCUGCCAGGGGUAUGGGUAUGUUUAUUUUUUAUUUUAUUUUUUGAGGGGAAAGGUAGUUUUAUUUUAAUUUUAUGGACUCCUUUCACUCCCCUUUAUGGUGAGCUAAUUGCAUUGGUUAAAAGCAGCUAACCAGAAUAUGCUCUCUAGCUAAGUCUAACUUUAUUUAGACUCUGUAGAUGGACAAGCUUGAUUGUUUGAAUCAAAAUGGGAACAUUAAACAAACAUCACAGCCCUCACUAAUAACAUUGUGACUUUGCUGUCAGGUGUAGAUUUCCCCCCUUCAAAAAAAGAAA
Molecule: messenger RNA, 1112 nt
Organism: Ictidomys tridecemlineatus (thirteen-lined ground squirrel)
Lineage: Eukaryota; Metazoa; Chordata; Mammalia; Rodentia; Sciuridae
Source: RefSeq, a predicted model, not a curated record